ACUGACCUUGAACGUUGGGUAAGGAAGUACUUUGAUGGUGUUAAGGAUGGACCAAAAAGUAUGCAUUUAAUCAACCCACCAAAGCCCAUAUGGGAUCCAAGUAAAUUGCAUGUUAUCGAAAGUGUCGAAGGUUUGACUGCUCUUCAGCUUGUUUGGAUGCUUCCUCCUUACUCAAAAAACAACCAUUUAGAAAUGCCAGAAGUCUAUCUAAUCGAACUUUUAAGUAACAAAAGUAAAGAAAGCUUGUAUGGAUUCUUCAAAGAGAAAGACUGGGUAGCUGAUAUAGAUGUCUCUCUUGAGGGUCAUCUAGAUGAUUACAGAUCAGGAGGCCGUUUAUUUAGCUUUUCAUUGUAUCUCACUAACUCGGGCUUGAAAAAAAAGUAUGAAAUGAUUAAUUAUGUCUACCAAUAUAUCAAAUUAUUGAGAGAUAUGAUUCCACAAGAAUGGGUUUGGAACCAAUAUUGGAAGUUGAAGGAAAUAGAGUUUGAUUGUCUUGACGUUUCUGGCAUGGCUGCAAAUUCUCCAAGCGAUUUUGCUCGAUAUCUCUCAGGGAAUAUGCUGAAGUAUCCUAUAACACAUGUUGUUUCUAGCGGAUUAUGUGCGCAAGAGCUGGAACCCAAAAGCAAUAGUAAAUCUUAUGGAAGAAUUUACUCCAAAAAACAUGAGGAUGGACCUUCUUGUAAACUCACUGGACGCAACAGAUCCCAGAACAGAACCCUGGUUUGGAACACAUUUCAUAGAAGAACAAAUUCCACUGGAGAUGAUUAAGAAAUGGAGUAAUAUUUCUGAAGUUGACUUAAAGAGAACCUUUUCGUUCCUACAGCCGUCAACCUAAGAAGAGUCAUCCGUGUGACCACUGCUGUUCCUAUAUGCAUUGUGGACAAGCCAGGGAUAAAGAUGUGGCACCAAAGUCUGGAAGAUGGCCCAGCCUAUGCAUACUUCUGCAUAAGUCUGACAGAUGUGGCACCAAAGUCUGGAAGAUGGCCCAGCCUAUGCAUACUUCUGCAUAAGUCUUAACCGGGCCUCGUGGUCUGGUGGUAAAGGAACCUCGGCUGAGGUGCCCGCCAUCACGACUUCGAGCCCCGGCCACAGCGGAUUUAACAUCCCUUCCGUUGGGGCGCUGGACCCCCUACGGGGAUAGUUGAGAAUGUGGCUGUCCAGAUACCAGAGUUAUCAAAAAAAAAAAAAAAAAAGUCUGACAGAUGGGGAAUAUAGCAUCAAGAAACAACUGAUUUAUCACAUCUUUACAGAACUUGUAAAGGAUGAGCUAAGCUAUAUCAUGUUUGAGGGCAAGCAAGCUAGUAUUUCCAACUCAUUUUCAGUCAGCGAAGAUAAAUUGGUUUUGAAAUUUCGAGGCUGUAGAGAAAAGUUUACCCUCUUCAUAUCCAAAUUCUGGCAGAAUUUCAAGUCUUUCUCUCCAAAACUUGAAAGCUUUGAGAGUUUCAAAGAGGAGAUGUCAAUAGAUCUCAGUAGCAUUGAUAUUAAAGAACAAUCUGAACAUAUGAUGUUCACAAUGCUAUAUGAAGGGUCCUAUGAUGUGAAAGAGAAGUUGGAAAACUUGAAAGAUAUUUCUUUUGCUGAUCUGCAAAAAUUCGUUACAGUUUUUUAUUCCCAGAUAUUCAUUGAAGGUCUUUGUUAUGGUGAUAUGCUGGAAAAAGAAGCUACUGAGAUAUCAGAGAUUUUUGAAAGAAGGUUUGAAGAGCCAAGGACUCCAAAAGUGAGAAACGAAAGUGCUUCAGAUCGUGUUAAAAUGAAUCAUCCUGUUAGUAGAAAAAAUGCAUACGUGUUUAAAAAGUCUGAGACUAACUCUAUGGCUAAGGUUUACUUCCAAACUAGCAAUCCAAAGUAUAAACUUAAUGAGGAGGAGGAUGGUGCACGACUAAGUCUCUUCAGCGCUAUCAUAAAAGAAGAACUGUAUGAUCAGUUAAGGACAAAAAAGCAGCUUGGUUAUGAUGUUAGUUGCUAUAAGGAUGUAACGAGUGGAGUUUAUGGGUUCUAUAUAUAUAUUGUUUCUUCACAAUACGACCCGGAUCAUCUUUUGAAUGAAAUUGAUGAAUUCGUAAAUGGCAUUGGGUCGCUGCUGGUGAGUUGUAUCCGGAAUAAAUUUAUCUCUUUUUCUGUGUGUUUGUUUUGUGUUGUUAAACUUACAGGAAAACAUGCCAGAAGAAGCAUUCAAGAGCUACAAAAAAAGUGUCGAAUCUGGAUUGUUUGACGACAUAAAUUCUAAAUGGAAAGAGAUUGUCUGCAAAAGGUACAAAUUCGAUUGCCACGAGGACUAUGAGCUCAGAUUUUGGUACGAUAAGUACUUCAAAGAAUCAUCUCCUAGUUGCCGGAAGUUUUCUGUCGGUAUUUGGCGAGGGCAACACCAAGAGGAGGGAGAAGAAUCGUCUAAGGCACAUGAAAAGAAGAAGAGCAAGCACAAAGCCUUUUAAAACAGAUGAAGACCCAAAGCCUCCCGCUUAUCACACACUCUUUGGGCGUUUUCUAUCUUUUAAUUUCCGUUGAAUUCCAAAUUGUGGGCAAAUACUUUAUAUGACAUUGCUGCUCACUUAAACAAUGUUAACUUACAAUCUUGGUUUUGUAAGCACAACCAAACAUAUGUGUCUUUUCUAGUCUGACACAUAUAUACAUCGUAGAGGUGUGUUUCUCAAUCGAUGCAUCC
Molecule: messenger RNA, 2662 nt
Organism: Brassica napus (rape)
Lineage: Eukaryota; Viridiplantae; Streptophyta; Magnoliopsida; Brassicales; Brassicaceae
Product: nardilysin-like
Exons: 12
Coding region: 1148-2212 (354 amino acids)
Cellular component (GO): cytosol
Molecular function (GO): metal ion binding
Source: RefSeq, a predicted model, not a curated record